CUCUCAAAUUUUGUUCUUGAGAAUGACUGACGCAAUGAGGAAACCACAUUUUGUUGUUGCCGUGACAUCGCGGGAUCGUGUAUUUUGAAUUAGGGAAGGCAAGCUCCGCAGCAGCUUUGAGAUUGAAUGCACCUGACUAAGCAACGCAUCGAGAAAACACAAAGUCAACGAUUGACUUGCUUGCUUCCCAACAUCCAUCUGGGUUUGCGCUUUCUGCGCCUACCUUUGUAGGCUCGGCUCUCACUUUGUGCUCGAAUCGCUGCUAUGGGCUCUUCGACUACUCCCAUAGAUCUCACUGGAAAUGAUGACGAGGAGAUGCAGCGCUCGGCGAAGCGGGCGCGGACGGGCUCCCUCUCGGCUACUCCUCCCGCGUCAACGCAGCAGCAGCAGCAGCAGCCGGGAUACGCUCCUUACUCUCAAUACCAGUCUCAGGGUGCAUCCACGCCGUACCAGCAACCGACUUCAUGGUCUUCACAACCUGCCCCAUCCCCAUACAAUAAUGGCGCCCCACCGCAAACUCCUUACGAUCCACAAGCUUAUUAUAGGCCAAGUCAAACGCCCCCUGUUACUUCAUCUCACGUAUCUCAACCCGUUAAAUCAUCAUAUUUCCCUGACAAUGCACAGUACGCUCAAACUCAACCACAGCAGCAAGCCUAUCUGCAACAUCCGCCACAACCGCCACCAUAUCGUCCUUCUCCAUCAACGGGCCUUAUUGACCCGGCAGGUGGUCCUCCACCUUCCACAGGUCAUUAUCAGAAUGGUGUCCCCAUGCCAAACCCAACUGCAGCACCGCCAAGAGAUAACCGGCGUGACGUCGUGUGUAUUGGUCAAGUGAAUGGCACAGCACUCGUCCUGUACCCUAUCCCAUAUAUCUCAUCCAAAGGCGACCCCCCUCGCCAUUACCCUGAUGACUUUGUUCCCGUACGGUUACGGUACGACGACGCGGCAAAAAAGCGCGCUAGACCUCCUGGUUCGGAUGAGGAGACGAUCCAAAUAACUACGCCACAGUUUAAGAGUCCCAAUGGAGAUGUUACAGGUGGUGAAGAUUUCGGAGUCGUUGAGAGCCGAAUAGCAGCUAUUCUUGGUCCUCUCAUGGCUAAAGUACUGGUUCGGCUCGAGUCAACCGUCAAACGCGUACCUGAAGGUGCAAAUGCCACCAUACUUCCCAUUCGCAUCCUUGUCUUCACCCCCCGUGGUAAUGUUAAAGUUGUGGCCCAAUACUUGGCUUCGGGGAGUGUAAGCCUCGAGCACCCUUCCAUUAUGUAUAACCCCGCCAAUCACCGGGACAACCCACCAUAUGAGAACCCUCAUCAAGCGCAACCGGGGCAAAUAGGGAUAAAUGAGUAUGGUCGAUAUGCUCAGCAGAACCGGUGGCAGGGUCAAUCCGUAGUGGCGGGCAAAAGCGUGGAGGUCCAGAGAAGUCAGGUGGACGAGUUAUUCAAAGCACUUAGGAGUGAAGAGGACCUUCCCAAUACAGAGCCUGGUCCGAAUGUUUAUACAAAUCUAUAUCCUCACCAGAAGAAGGCUUUGACAUUCCUCCUGGAGCGCGAAAAGGAGAGAGAGACCCCAGGGAAGGCCGGGUGGUUAUGGCAACCUCGCAAGGAUACUUCGGGGAGAGUACGGGCCUGGUUCAACCCCGUCACUGGUAAGGAAAUUACAAAGGAGCCUCCGGAAGCUAAGGGUGGCAUCUUAGCAGAUGAUAUGGGUCUUGGGAAGACCAUAUCUGUCGUCUCUCUCAUGGCGAGGACAAUGGACUCGGCACGCGUCUUUGCGUACGGUCCGAUCCAGAAGAUCACCCUUCGCGUCAAUAAGGCUGCUCCUACUGCGGAACCUCCACUCACAGCUGCCCACUUUGCUGGCCAGGUGUGGGGUAUGCCAGAUUCUUCGUCCACACCCUUCGAGGAGUCGUCAAUGUCGAUAGACUCGGAUGGCACGGGAAAGAACGGAAAGGGCAAAGGAAAACGUGAAACCCAGAAGGAACUUGCCGAUGCAGCUCGUCAAGCACGUAUCAAAGCCAAGAGUCGGGCCACGCUCAUUAUCUGUCCGUUAUCUACGAUAACGAACUGGGAGGACCAGUUCAAAGAGCAUUGGGCGGGUGAGGUGGAAGUUGUGGGCGGGACAAGUUUGCCUCCUGCCAAUACGCCACCUGCUACUGUCACACAGAUAGAGGCGCGAGACCGUAGUCGCUUUACGAGGCUCAAGCUCUACGUCUACCAUGGAGCCGCCCGACGACCAGAUACGAAUUUCCUGGCUGAUUUUGAUGCUGUCAUCACGACGUACUCGACCCUCGCGACCGAAUAUUCAAAGCAAGUGAAGAGCACGGCGCUAUAUGAAGAUGGGGGGGACGACGAUGAGAGUAGCAGCGCGAGCAGUGAUUCAGACGAUGCAAGCGGGUUGAUCAUUAAGCUGAAGGAGAAAAAGAAUAAGGCAAAGAAACGGCCUCCUGGAGCGGCACUUGCUGCAGGCAUAGAACAGACCUCUCCGUUACAGCAGAUUCAUUGGUUUCGUAUUGUGCUUGAUGAAGCCCACUCUAUCAAGGAGAUUACUACCAUUGCAAGUCGCGCAUGCUGCGAUUUGGUGUCCGACAGACGUCUUUGCCUGACUGGCACGCCGGUUCAGAAUAAGCUUGACGACGUAUACGCUCUCAUUAAAUUCCUUCGUUUCUACCCAUUCGACGACAAAGCCGUUUGGUCCGAGUUUAUCGGUGGUCCUGCUAAAUUCGGCCAGCCUCUUGGCGUUGCUCGCCUGCAAACAAUCAUGAAGUUGGUAACAUUGAGGCGAACGAAGGAGACAACUGAUCAGUCAGGCAAAAAGAUUCUCAAUUUGCCUCCUCGCACGGAUGAAGUCCGAUAUCUUAAGUUUGACGAGCAAGAGAAGGAAGUCUAUGAUUCUUAUUACACGGAGUCGAAGGCCGAGUUCACUCAACUCCGCAAGACUGGCGAAGUUAUGAAGAAUUAUGUCGGGAUUUUGCAGAAAAUUCUUCGCUUGCGCCAGAUUUGUGAUCACUACGAGCUUGUCCAAGGCAAAGAUAUGAUGCCGUCUGGUCUGGAAGCCACCAUGGACUACAGUCAGAUUGUCGCCGCGAUCGCUCGCGAUGGUCUCACAGCAACGACUGCUACGUCCAUUUUCGCACUACUCCGUGAGGCUGGUACGGCACAAUGUGUUGAGUGCGGUAUGGACAUGGCAACUUCGGGCGGUGGGGCUCUCCUGGACGGCACAGAGUUCGAGGGGCCGAAGCCGAAGAUUAAGAAGGGCAGCAAAGGGUCCCGUGGGCCGACCCGAGCAAGCAGUCCCGCUGGUACUAGACCGGUCAUUACACGGUGUCAACACCUCUACUGUAUUGAAUGCUUCCGCCUGAGCAUAUGUCCGAACUGGCCAAAGGCGAAGACUGAGGUCAACCGUGCCUGCUCGAUCUGUCAGACGGAGUUGGCGCCGAUGACCGAUGCGGUAGAAGUCAGCCCUGACGGUCUGAUUCAAAGCGAGAUGCUUCCUAAGGCACGACCGCCCAAGAAAGAAAAGCGGCAGAAAGGCAGCAGUUUGUUGGGCUACAACUCUUCGACGAAGAUCAAGGCUCUCAUGGUCGACCUCAUGGCCACAUCUCAAUUAAACCCUUACUCAGGGAAUUAUGAUCCUCAUAUCGCCAGCGAGGUUCAGCAAACCGAUGCAAACGGGAAUGUUAUCAAUGAUGGUGAGACGAAGACAGUCGUCUUCUCCCAAUGGACCAGCAUGCUUGACAAAAUUGAAGAUGCGCUGGAAGAAGCGAAUAUUGUGUAUGACCGACUUGAUGGUACGAUGAAGCGAGAGGAAAGACAGCGUGCCAUGGAUGCUCUCAAGUAUGAUCCCAAGACUGAGGUUCUGCUCGUCAGUUUGCGAGCAGGUGGUGUGGGGUUGAAUCUUACGGCUGCUCGUCGCGUGUAUCUAAUGGAUCCUUACUGGAACCCCGCUGUCGAGAACCAAGCUGUGGAUCGUAUCCACCGGCUUGGACAAAGUUACCCGGUUAGGACAAUUAAAUUUAUCAUGGAAGAUUCCAUCGAGAAGAAAUUGCUUGAAGUGCAGGCCCGGAAAACCCAGCUAGCUAACAUGACUCUAGGCCAGCCCCUGAGCAAGGCACAAAUGCAGCAGAAGAGGUUGGAGGAGUUGACGGAACUUUUUGCGAAGUAGAUUCACACAAUUUAACUUAUUCCUCUCCCCCUUUCCCCUUCCCCCUUCUUGCUGUACCCGCACUCUUUAAGUUCGAAGUACUAGAAUGCCUAAUGCCUUCGUGAAACUGACGAACAUAACUGACAUUCAAUACAUCCCGAACACAGUACCGACUACAUGCGUUGAUUUUGUCCAGUCAAAGAUACAGCAGAAGCCCAUAACAAAGGUUAUAGAGAUACGCAUCUAUCAGAUUACAUUGAGGCUGUUUACCAAAUCCGAU
This is a messenger RNA of Cantharellus anzutake, 4420 nucleotides long. Its product is annotated as SNF2 family N-terminal domain-containing protein. The record is from RefSeq and is a predicted model, not a curated record. Lineage: Eukaryota; Fungi; Basidiomycota; Agaricomycetes; Cantharellales; Hydnaceae. The transcript has 7 exons. Gene Ontology annotation, molecular function: ATP-dependent chromatin remodeler activity; ATP binding. Bases 265 to 4161 code for a protein of 1298 amino acids.